AUGGAGACAUCAGUAGAAAGAGGAGAGGAUCACAUCAGCUCGUUCUGCCAGAGUAACCCACUGUAUGACUUGGACAUGAAGCUGAGCAGGACUGACAUGUACACCUUCCAGAGCAGCGGUAAGCAGGGGUGGACCUGGGGUCGCAGGGGUGGACCUGUGGGUCGCAGGUUCGGACCUGGGGGUCGCAGGGGCGGACCUGGGAGUCACAGGGGUGGACCUGGGGGUCGCAGGGGUGGACCUGGGGGUCGCAGGGGUGGACCUGGGGGUCGCAGGGGCGGACCUGGGGGUUACAGGGGCGGACCUGGGGGUUACAGGGGUGGACCUGGGGGUCACAGUGGCAACAUUUUGACUCGUAAGUUAUUCUUGACCAAAGGCUUGGUGAUUCAACAGUAGUGAGCUUCCACCCUUUAGAUCCUUUCAGAUCUACAGGAGUGCCUAGGGGGGUAGAUGUUAGAGCCCCAUUUGGAAUGUAGCAUAAAUAGUUUGUGUUCAUGUCAACAUGUUUCAGAUCUAAAACCAGCCAAGGCCAGAGGAGCACAGCGAUGUCUGAAUGUUAUUGUCAUUUACCUCAUCCUUCUGACUGCACUGAAUGCCUUCCUCCUGUAUAAAGGUACAUCAACCAUUGGUUGGUUUUAUGUCCAAAAUGGUUCAAAUACGUUUGUCUAAUGUAAAUGAGAAACCAGAUUUUCCAUUAUAUCCUGAACUGCAUCACACGACUUCCUGUAUUAGUGACACUUUUUGUCUCUCUCUGUGCACCUCCCCCCAGUCUUUUCGAUGGAGUCUAGUAGUUUCUCCUCCUCUGGCUCCAGGACAGCGACGCUGACCGACAUCCACAUCCCCCUAGGGACGGACCAGGAGGAGGACCUCCGUACCCUGGCCAGAAACACCAGCCUGGAGUCCACCUCUCUCAGAGGAGACCUGGGGAGGUUACAGACCCAGGUCACCAACCUAUGUGGGGAGGAUGGCCAGCUGGGCCAGCUGAGGACGGACCUGGGCGUGGUCAAUGCCAGCACCACUCUCCUUCAGGACACAGUGAAAGCACUCAGAUUCCUCAAAGGUAGCUACUGUAAAAAAUGGCAGGAUGUCCAGGUUGAUAGUUCUUACAUUUGAUAUAAAAUAUGGGUACACAUGGAGGUAGGUAUACACCCACAUUUUGGGUUGUAGAGCAAUUGGCCCUUGUGUUGUAUGAGAUUAGCAUAUCAUGUUUUUGUCAUUAUGCUUUGCAAAGUAUAAAUUACAACACAAGAAUGUAUUUGGUGUAAUAAUAAAGUGUUGUUGCAUUGCAGCUCCACCAGGCCCACAGGGACCUACUGGUAAGUUCCCUCAUCCUUAGUGCCGAAUCAACAACCACAGACGAGAGGAAGAGAGGUAUCAAUGUCCCUUACACCACAUGCUUGUAAUUCACAUGUAAUUUGAUGCUGUGGUUCCCCUAGGUCCACCUGGUGCGAGGGGGGAAAAAGGAGACACAGGUGAGUCCACAUAAUGCGCUGCAUUGCUCAAUUGUAGUGGCAUCACUGCAUCACUGCAACAGCCAAUGUUAGCUCAGCACCAAUCUAACUCUACCACACAUUGUAAGGUUGUAGGAGAGGAAAUAUGUAGCAUUAGCAUUUAUCCGCUAGUCUGUCCUGUAAUGAUCUGUGCACUGAUGACCUGUCAUCUCCAGUCAGGAUCAGAGGAAGUGGAGGAUGAAUGAUCUGCCUGCCUCUCCGUUUCAUAAUAACCCACUGCUUAGUCAAUGCACUGACAUUUACCCCUGUAUGAAGUCUCAAUCAGGGAUGGACUUUCACACAAGCUAACAGAUUACCAUGCGAGCCUGAGUCAGGCGUUUUCCAAUAGGUCGUCCUACCAAAAUGCCAUCCUUCAUCAUACUAUAGAAUGGAUGCUAACUAUAGCGGUUAAGUAAGCAGGCAGCCACUUUCAGUCAGCUAACAUGGAAAGGUGCCAUUUUUUGAGGCAAUGAUUGUAUUUUUGCAAUAACAUAAUCCAUCAAAGAAAAGUUAAGAAUCCAUCAGACUCAAUAUCAAUAAUGUUUCAUACAGACCUUUCUCUGUCAGGUGAUCUGUGAUCUGUAAAGUUGAUUUGAUGUGAUUCACGCAGUAACAUUUAAUGUUUGCUUUUGUAUAUAAAUAGAUAGUGAGGGUUACUGUGUUCCAGGUGAGACAGUAGAUAGUGAGAGGGUUACUGUGUUCCAGGUGAGACAGUAGAUAAUGAGAGGGUUACUGUGUUCUAGGUGAGACAGUAGAUAGUGAGAGGGUUACUGUGUUCCAGGUGAGACAGUAGAUAGUGAGAGGGUUACUGUGUUCCAGGUGAGACAGUAGAUAGUGAGAGGGUUACUGUGUUCCAGGUGAGACAGUAGAUAAUGAGAGGGUUACUGUGUUCUAGGUGAGACAGGACAAAAAGGAGACCCUGGAGUUGAUGGCCAGACUGGAGCCAAUGGAGAACCAGGGGAACCCGGACCCAAAGGUGAUUCACCUUACUCCUACUGACAUCAAACCUUAACCUCAAUAUAAACCCCAAUAGGAAAUGUGACAUUAUUACUGAUAUUUUAUGUCAUAACAAUGCAUUUAGUAGUCUGUGGUUCUUAAUGCUCAUUUCCACUGGCUCACACAGAGUUCUCUUGUGGUUCUACCACUAAUGAUCUCAAUCCAGUACAUCAACUCUAUAACAUGUAAAUGUUUCAGGUGAAGAUGGUGCCACUGGACCACAAGGACCAGCUGGUGCACCAGGUAAGUCCAUUAGUACUAACAUAGAACCAGUCCAGUAGUACUAACAUGGGAUAGAACUCAAGCAGUAGAGUUUUGGAGAACAUGGUGGAUAAGUUGACUGUUUACCAUGACAAUGACCCAUUCAUCAACACUAACUUUACAGCUCCUUAGUGGACAGGCUGGGAAUAUUUCACCAUAGUUUGGUUGAAGUACUGUGGUAUUAAUGAGCUCUUUUAGUCUAAGAGACAUUCAGAGGCUAGAUUAAUUAUUGACAGUUUCACAGGGGCCAGAUCUGCAGGUGGAGUUGGGUGAUUAAGUGUCAGGAAUACUGAAUAUUACCCCUUUUUCAUUCUGACUCCGCCUCUCUCCCCCUCUUUCACCCCAUCCGUCACAGAGUAAACGUGUGUCGUGCACUUGAUGUCCCACAGCCCAAUCAAAAUAAAAUAUGCCUUUGAUUCAUAUUUGAUUGGCUGAACUUGCUCCAGGACUUUGCAUUUGUUAUAGCUGAAAAACAAGCCCUGAUUCUUCAAAAGCUUUCGAGGGGGGACGUUAAUGCGUUUUAUAAAGUGUAGGUUAGAUGGUUAAAGCUGCUGCUGCUGCUGUUGCUGCCCAGGCAGAUACUAUUCUUUCUCUCCAUGAACGGAAAUUGAUAUUUUUAACAGCCUGGUGAGCACAAGGCCUUAUUCUCUUACGGUCUGGAAUAGGUAGGAGAUCCACUCCUGACAAUAGACUCAAACUCCACUUUUGGGGAUAACAGAGUCAUAAAUACAAAUAUUCCCCACUAAAUCUAUCUUUUAUAUUAUCCUAUAUUAUGAGUUAUCAUAAAUAUGAAGUUAUCAUGAAUCAAAUUAACAUGUGACAUUUCCAGGCAGUAGUUCCACUUCCAUUUCAGCCUUCUCAAUUUCUGUUCCUGUUGUCACAGUAAUUCGGAAACCAUAUCAGCAGAUCAUCAUUGUGAAAUCUGUCCAUUUUAAGUCCUCUGAAUUGAAAUUAGAAGUGCUGAGUAAAUGCAUUACUAUCUGGAAAUAAAGCAAUUUUGGAGUUCUACUUGCUUCACCACAAAUACAGUACAUUUUUCUUAGCACAGCCACUUCACGACUUGUAGCCAUUGCUAUGGUGCCAGAGAUAAUGUAUAUGAUGUUAAAAGGGGUGAAGUUCCCCUGUGUAAAAAAAGUAUUUAGUCAGCCACCAAUUGUGCAAGUUCUCCCACUUAAAAUGAUGAGAGAGGCCUGUAAUUUUCAUCAUAGGUACACGUCAACUAUGACAGACAAAAUUAGGAAAAAAAUCCAGAAAAUCACAUUGUAGGAUUUUUAAUUAAUUUAUUUGCAAAUUAUGGUGGAAAAUAAGUAUUUGGUCAAUAACAAAAGUUUCUCAAUACUUUGUUAUAUACCCUUUGUUGGCAAUGACACAGGUCAAACGUUUUCUGUAAGUCUUCACAAGGUUUUCACACACUGUUGCUGGUAUUUUGGCACAUCUCCUCUAGAGCAGUGAUGUUUUGGGGCUGUCGCUGGGCAACACAGACUUUCAACUCCAUCCAAAGAUUUUCUAUGGGGUUGAGAUCUGGAGGCCACUCCAGGACCUUGAAAUACUUCUUACGAAGCCACUCCUUCGUUGCCCGGGCGGUGUGUUUGGGAUCAUUGUCAUGCUGAAAGACCCAGCCACGUUUCAUCUUCAAUGCCCUUGCUGAUGGAAGGAGGUUUUCACUCAAAAUCUCAUGAUAUAUGGCCCCAUUCAUUCUUCCCUUUACACGGAUCAGUCGUCCUGGUCCCUUUGCAGAAAAACAGCCCCAAAGCAUGAUGUUUCCACCCCCAUGCUUCACAGUAGGUAUGGUGUUCUUUGGAUGCAACUCAGCAUUCUUUGUCCUCCAAACACGACGAGUUGAGUUUUUACCAAAAAGUUAUAUUUUGGUUUCAUCUGACCAUAUGACAUUCUCCCAAUGCUCUUCUGGAUCAUCCAAAUGCACUCUAGCAAACUUCAGACGGGCCUGGACAUGUACUGGCUUAAGCAGGGGGACACGUCUUGCACUGCAGGAUUUGAGUCCCUGGCGGCGUAGUGUGUUACUGAUGGUAGGCUUUGUUACUUUGGUCCCAGCUCUCUGCAGGUCAUUCACUAGGUCCCCCCGUGUGGUUCUGGGAUUUUUGCUCACCGUUCUUGUGAUCAUUUUGACCCCACGGGGUGAGAUCUUGCGUGGAGCCCCAGAUCGAGGGAGAUUAUCAGUGGUCUUGUAUGUCUUCCAUUUCCUAAUAAUUGCUCCCACAGUUGAUUUCUUCAAACCAAGCUGCUUACCUAUUGCAGAUUCAGUCUUCCCAGCCUGGUGCAGGUCUACAAUUUUGUUUCAGGUGUCCUUUGACAGCUCUUUGGUCUUGGCCAUAGUGGAGUUUGGAGUGUGACUGUUUGAGGUUGUGGACAGGUGUCUUUUAUACUGGUAACAAGUUCAAACAGGUGCCAUUCAUACAGGUAACGAGUGGAGGACAGAGGAGCCUCUUAAAGAAGAAGUUACAGGUCUGUGAGAGCCAGAUAUCUUGCUUGUUUGUAGGUGACCAAAUACUUAUUUUCCACCAUAAUUUGCAAAUAAAUAAAAAAUCCUACAAUGUGAUUUUCUGGAGAAAAUAAUUCUCAAUUUGUCUGUCAUAGUUGACGUGUACCUAUGAUGAAAAUUACAGGCCUCUCUCAUCUUUUUAAGUGGGAGAACUUGCACAAUUGGUGGCUGACUAAAUAAUUUUUUUCCCCACUGUAUUUGAUUCUCUUUAGUGGAUAUUGUGUGUGCGUGUGUGUACGUUCGUGUAUACAGAACUCUGAUUAUGUGUCAUACAGACAGUGCAGCCACUAACUGUUCAGGACCCCCUGGGCUGUCAGGACCACCGGGACCAAAGGGGGAUAUGGGACACAUUGGUGAGUCUGCAUGGGCUUAAAGGGAUACUUCGGGAUUUUGGCAAUGGGGCCCUUUAUAUACUUCUCCAGAGUCAGAUGAACUUGUGGAUACCCUUUUUAUGUAUCUGUGUCCAGUAUGAAGUACAUUGGGGUAGUUGCGUGAGCCAAUGCUGAUUAGCGUUAGUGCAAUGACGAGCCAAUGCUAACUAGCGUUAACACAAUGGCUGGAAGUCCUAUAGCAUGCUAGCAGAUACCCAUAGACUUCCAGUCAUUGUGCUAACGCUAGUUAGCAUUGGCUCGUGAAACUAUCUCUAACUUCCUUCAUACUGGACACAGAGAUAUACUUCUCUGUGCAUAUUUGCAUAUUUGAAGGGCUCACAUGUAAACAACCUAUUUUUUAGUAUUCAACAAUAAACUGAACCUGGCCUUUAUUCUAUUCUCUUGCUCUAACCUUUAACCUCCCAACCUCUUCACAGGUUUACCCGGGAUACCAGGCCAGAACGGGACCAAAGGGGACACUGGUAAAUAACUGUUGAUGUUUAACUGUUUCAUGAGGCCAAGCAUGAGGUUGUCUGUGUUAGUGUGUGUGACUGUGUGCGAAUUUCUUCAGAUUUUUGCAUUUUCAUCUUUACUGUACUGUAUAGCCUCCACAUUGUAGAGCGAGUGUGACAUAGUGUGCUGUGAAUCUUCCAGGAGUCCAGGGGCGUGGUGGAUUAAAAGGGGCCCGUGGUCCGAAGGGUGACACAGGGCUGAUAGGACAACCUGGACCCAUAGGACCUGAAGGUGAGUCUCACACUGUUUCUGAGCUAUAGGAACCUCAUAAUCACGUCCUUCAAACAGUUGAUUACAAGAAUGACAGGUUAUGUAGAUGGUCUACAUUUUCUUUAUUAUAUUCUCCUACCGUUAAGUGUUAUUUUAAUCAUGUAUGACUUCUUGGACAAAUCUGUGGUUCUUGUUGUUCUUCCAUAGGACCAAGAGGACCUGCUGGUGUUAAUGGAACAAGAGGAUUUCCUGGUGUGUGUGUGUCUGUGUGUGUGUGUCUGUGUGUGUGUGUGUGUGUGUGUGUAUGUGUGUGUGUAUGCGUGUGCGUGUGUGCAUGCGUGUGCGGGAUUGCGUGUGAGUGUGCUUAAUUUUUGUGUGUGUGCAUCUGUGCGGGAUUGCGUGUGUGUGUUUAAUUUUUACUUCUGUAUGUCCUAGGUUUUCCAGGGUUGCAGGGAAGUCCUGGAAGCCAAGGUCCACGUGGAGAGAAGGGUGAAAGAGGAGCUGGACCAGGUGAGUGUGUGGAGCUGUGGAGCCUCACAGACACAAACACACACACAUAUGUGCUGAUGUGCAUUUAUUUACCUAAAUAUUUUCUGUAUUUAAAUAUGAUAUUUAUUCAUUUAACUGAAUAUUCAUGUGAAUAUGCUCCCGCUCCCCCUCCCUGGUGCUCGAGGGCGCCAGGCUGCACAUCAUUACGCACAACUGUCACCAUCGUUACGCGCAUCAGCGCUCAUUGGACUCACCAGGACUCCUUCCCUUUGUUAAUUACCUCCCCUAUAGCUGUCUAUUCCUCUGUUUGAUCCCGGUGUCAGCAUUGAUGUUGUUUCGUUUCCCCUGUUCAGACGCUGUCCGUGUUUUGUUCCUGUCUGUUUUUUCCAUUAAAUGCUCACUCCCUAUACUUGCUUCCUGUCUCCCAGGGUCUGUCCUCACAACAAUUCAUUUUCAAUCACAUGCAUGCAUAAAGUAUUUUCAAAUGUCUCUAUCUGAUGACAGCGAAUGUGCGUAUUGCUGGCGGGGGGGCUCGUGGGAGAGUGGAGGUGAUGUGGUUGGGGCAGUGGGGUACGGUGUGUGACGACAGCUUUGACACACUGGACGGGACGGUGCUCUGCCAGAUGCUGGGGUACCAAAGAGCCUCUACAGUCUUCACAGCCAGCGCCGGUGAGUCCAUCCUCUACCUUAUCACUUCGAUAGAUACUCCAUUUGGUUUUGUCUGUUUGUUCCUUCUGAGGAUGUAUAGAGAUCCUUUCGUGGUUGAGUUUUGUUUCACACUAUAGAUAUUCAUAAAUUGCUCACUGUUCAUUGUUGAAUCUCCUGGACUUAGCUUGUGGAUUGUGUUGUGAUUCUUUUAGGAAUGGGUAAGAUCUGGUUAGAUGACCUGCGCUGCAAAGGCACAGAGACCAGUGUGUUUGACUGCCCCCACAACGGCCUGGGCGUCAGCAACUGUCAACACAACGAGGACGCUGGGGUGCAGUGUGUGUGAGUGUGUCCUGGAUCCAAAGGAGAGACUCCUGGAUGCACAGAAAGAGACACACACACACACAACAUGUAAACACAUUAACAUGUCAAAUACUGUAGUUAAUGGUAUUGAGACUUGUUGCAUCUGUCUCAUCUUAUUAAAACAACAUUAAUAACUUAUAGGCAUUUCAAUAAACUUGGCAUUUAACUAACAUGAAGCUAACUUAUCACUGCCUGUAAUAAUGUACCCUGGAUGAAAGUUUAUACAGAAUACACUGAACUGCAUUUUGUAAACCAGUUUCAUCAGUUUUAAAUAAAACAGUGAAAAAUCAAACAAUAUGAGUCAGAUGCAGUUUGUAUAAAUGUUUUGAAAUGCUGUAGGCCACUUGAUCCCACUCCUCCACCCACUCACCAUCACCCUCCUACACAUACACACACCAAGACUUAAUUCUGCUUAGGCCAGCACGGUUAAAAGUCAGUCUGAAGGACAAGCACCUCCCUGACUGACUUCCAGUAUUUGGGUCAACACUUCUAUAUGAAACAGCCAGUCAGUCAUGUUACAUUAGACAGAGUGAAGUUAAGGGACCAAAAUAACUUGAGUGUAGAUAUUAUCUAGGCUGGUGUCCAAAUUAUUUAAUAAAUGUAUCCAAGCACAUUACAGUCCCGUGAUCUAGAAAAGGGCUAACAGUUUGUGACAUGCAGCUUUGCAGUUUGCAAUAAGAAACUAUUCAGUGCAAAACAAAAUGUUUCACAUUCAACAUAUGCCAACACUUUCAUUUGCUCCCCAGUUAAGCGAUGGCUCCUGAAAAUGGAAUGGUCUGUAUUAUAGAAUGAGGUGGUAUUAGUGUAGGACACAAAUGGCCACCUGCUUUCAGGCGAGCGACAGAGCACCUGAUUCACAGCCCAUUCGUCUACAACCAUUCCCUUUCAGGGGACACGAGCCUGAGUCACUUCCUUAGAUACAACCAUCAUCCCUAUAAGUGGCUCACUUCUCCCCUCAUCCUUCCAUCUCUCCAUAUGCCGGGGGAGUAGACCAGGCGUAUUAAAACACAAAGUGCUGAUUAUCAUUCAGCAGCCUUGUCUCCGUCUCUCCUGGGACUCCUGCUCUCAGCAAAGCUGGGAAAUAAACAUGAGGGGUUCUGUCUCCCUCAUUCAUUAGCCAGUCGAACCUGGGGUCGCCCCGGCCCGCUCCCUGACCCCUGGACCACCGAAUGUAAUUGAGGGCUGGCGCAGAUAA
Molecule: messenger RNA, 9030 nt
Organism: Coregonus sp. 'balchen'
Lineage: Eukaryota; Metazoa; Chordata; Actinopteri; Salmoniformes; Salmonidae
Source: the annotation of a GenBank genome assembly